Sesamum indicum (sesame) is the source of this 948-nucleotide messenger RNA. RefSeq lists its product as uncharacterized. The record is from RefSeq and is a predicted model, not a curated record. NCBI's taxonomy places the organism in Eukaryota, Viridiplantae, Streptophyta, Magnoliopsida, Lamiales, Pedaliaceae.
CCAAAUCUAUCCAGAAACCUGUCAGCAUUUUGUCCGACAAACUUGGCCACUCCUCAUCGGUCUGAGAAAUCCUCGUCCAUCCAAAAACAAGAAAACCCAUCACGCCCAAAGCACAGAGGAAAACAUUUUCCUCCCCAAGAACAGGAUAAAGAUGAAGGAAAACAUUUCCCUUCCCCCAAAACCCACUUCUAUUUCCUUUUCCCUUUCACUUCUCUUCCUCCCUUUACUCGCAGCCGCAACCGACCCGGUGCCUACCCCAUGGCCGCUCCAAUUCCACUCAAUUCUCUUAAUGAACAACACCAAAGGGCUCCUCCAAGUAGUGGACCUCUGGUACGACUGGCCCAACGGCAGAAACUUCAACAUUAUCCAACACCAACUGGGCAAAAAGCUCUAUGAUUUGGAGUGGGAUAACGGGACUUCCUAUUAUUACACAUUGGACGCCAAUAAGGAGUGCAAGAUCAGGCAUUUUCCAGUGGGAAUUCUGAGGCCGAAUUGGCUUGACGGGGCAAAAUACCUUGGCCAGGUUUAUAGGGAUGGGUUUCUCUGCAAUGUGUGGGAGAAGGUUGAUUUCAUUUGGUAUUAUGAGGAUGUUGCUACUAAGAGGCCUGUUUCCUGGGCUUUCUUUUCAGGGAUGAUUGGACAUGUGAUGACCUUUGAGGUUGGGCAAGUUCUUGAUGACCCCAACUGGCAAGCCCCUGUGUACUGUUUUGAGGGAGCUAAGCAGGAACACAAGGCUGUGCUUGAAUUACCAUUUGAGUACAGGGGUUUGGUGAGAGAGUUCCUCAGUAUUCCUAUGGUCAUUUGAUUGUCUUUGGUUUAUACUCUGGGUGCUUUACUUAUUUCUGUAGCUAGAGGGCUCUGAUGCUUCUCUUCAUCUUGUUAUCUGUUGAUGUUCAACUUGAAUAUAUUCCCACAGGGCAAUAAAUUUUGCUCGAGUGUCAUGGAGAA